Molecule: messenger RNA, 6557 nt
Organism: Pungitius pungitius (ninespine stickleback)
Lineage: Eukaryota; Metazoa; Chordata; Actinopteri; Perciformes; Gasterosteidae
Exons: 25
Coding region: 2018-6214 (1398 amino acids)
Biological process (GO): proteolysis; acrosome reaction
Molecular function (GO): serine-type endopeptidase activity
Source: RefSeq, a predicted model, not a curated record
GCCCUGUCUUGCCCCGACGGAGUCCGACGUGGAUGUCACUGCAACAAUUUCACACAACUCACCAACUCUGUAACAGCGUGCUGGGAUUCUUCGGGGGAAAUUGAGGGCAGCUGCAACAUUUCUCUGUUAUAAUUGAAGUGUCGCAGAUAAGUUCCUGUCCCGGUGCGGGUGUUUGAGAUCGGCUUCCGGUGACGCAGUUAGCCCCAUAAACACGUAAGCUCCAACAGCACCCUUGAACAGAAGCUAUUUCCUUUUUCAUCCAGGAUAACAUCUAUCCACUAGCCGAUCAUUUGUGGCAACAACGGAUGUUUUUUUUUUUUUUGUGUUAAUUAACAUUAAUUUACAGAUCAUAAUUUGCGAUUGCGGUGGGUAAUUACGAGUGGCUCUUGAUCUCAGUUUCAUUUUGCAUAACCACGGCUUCAAAACCUCUCUGGUUAAUCAACAACUGGCUGAUGAGCGCCAUUUCUGUGCUAGUUUUGACAAUUGUUGUUCAUCCUUCUGUUCUCUCUCUCUCUCUCACUUUGCUUCCCGAAUCCCAGUUUUCCCUCCCCUUCGUCCUAUGGAGCAGCGAGGUGAUUAAACAGUCUGCACAACACGUCCUGUAAAACGGUCUCUCUUGGCCUUAUUCAUCCCUCUAUUGUAUGAGAAAGCUGGAACGAGGCUCGUGCUCCUGAUAGCCGCUCCGCUCCCAGCGGAUUAUGUGGCCUACAUUUGUUUGCAGUGUGCAGUGUUUGGCUUUGAGAGUGAGUUUCUUUGUCAAACAAUUCCAGCUUUUGUUUCCUCAAACAUUGACUGUUUAGUCCUUCCCUCUGACUUCCUUUCCUUCCGUUUUUCUAGUAAUCAGUGGACAUAUACUGUAUGUAGAGCUCCUCAUUCAUUGCUUACUAUUCAGCUCCCAGCACCCGCACUUCUGACAUUUAUAGCCGGGCACAAGAGGCACAUGAAAAAAAGAGAAAAAGAAAAACACACACCUACACACAUCCACCAACGGUCACCUUCGCUGGCUUCAUGGGAGACUGCCUUAUUACGGCGGAUUUAUGCACACAUAAAUCAUUUCGGUCCCCUGGUGAAGCAACGAGAUCCAAAACAAACUCAACAGGGAUGAAGGUGAAAAAGAAACAAAGGGACAUAAUUAAACACAUAUUUCAAUAUACCGUUGGUCUCAUGUCUUUAAAGAAGAGGGAUUUCUUCCAUAAGCUGCUUUUGUUUCAUCACUGCCUUUUGUUACUUUUGUUACAGAGACAAUUUGGAAAGAAUGACUUUAUCUUUAAAGGGAAAUUAUUUGUUAAAGCGGAAACACUAAAUUCCUGAAAGUGAGUCUGAUAAUAUCCGAUCAAGGGCCUUUUGAUUCUGGCCAACACAAAGAUCCGUCCUGGGAAACGUAUUAACUCGAACUGCACUGCAGGACCAUUUACACCCUGUACUUAUUUCAAAGCCCUUGCUUUGGUCAGAUUUCAGAUCCCAGUUGAUUUAACAAAACAUUAUAAAACUCUCAGGACAUAAAGUUGGUGCAGCAUCGCUGGUCAAAGCCUUUUUCUGAUUAAAAUCUAUAUACGGUGUUGUAAUGAAAGAGCCAUAAAUAAAACCCUUUCUUCAUUUUUUUAAGAUAAUGAAUUUACUUACUUACUGCUGAGCAAGAAUUAAAGACUGUUGAGAUGCCAACUGCAGUGUGAUCAAAACAAAUUGGAGUUAAGCUACUGAGACCUUCACCGUGUGUUUGUUCAAACCUUUAAAGAACUGUAAUCUCAAUGAUCAAAUGUUGUGACCUAUUUCUGGGCCUUUGUGAAAGAUAUAUCCUGUCCCGGUCUAUUGAUUGGGUCGCCAACCCCGUAAGUACUAUGUGACUUCUUUAAAAAGACAGCCUGAGGUAUGGCGCUUCGCAUCCAGCCGCUCUCCGGGCUGGCGUGCGGCGAGGGCCACGUCUGAAGGGGCUCAAGGUUCAUCUCUGCUGUCAAAGUCCAGAUAAUGUUGGUAAUAAGCCGCUGAAUUGCUGGACGAGGCGCAGUUUGUCAGGAAAAUGGAUGAGGAGAAGAGUCGCCGUCGGUCCGGGGGCACGAGCACCCUGGAAAAGUGUCUGAUAUUUCUCUUUGUGGCCAUGACCGUUGCCUGCAUCGGCCUCGUGGUCAUCUACUUCACUGACAAAGCGGACCCUUCUGCUCAUACAGGCCCAGACUCUGGGUGCGGUGGUCCGCAGCAGCUGACCGGAGAGUCAGGCACCUUCACCAGCUUUAACUACCCCAGCAGCUACGACAAUGGAAAAAGCUGCACCUGGGACAUCAGUGUGGCCCCUGACAAGGUGAUCCAACUGUGGUUUGAGGAGUUUGCUUUGGAGGACACCCAGCUCUGCAUGUCAGACUUCAUCACACUGAGAGACUCUCUGGGAACCAUUGGUAAAUUCUGCGGCUACACCAAACCGAGGCCGUUGGUGUCACUUACCAACCACUUGAAGGUGUACUUUGACACCAAUGACAGAAAAACGGACCAGGGUUUCAAGGCUCAUUACAAGGCUGUGGAUCCAAAGCUCGCACCAGAAAUAGCCGGAGCUGGUGGCUUUCUCCAAGGUGACCAGGGGACCCUGAUGACCCCCGGCUCCCCGGAGCAGAGCUACCCGAGUGGGGCGCUGUACCAGUGGAAAAUCACGGUGCCCAAAGGCGAAAGGGUUCGACUCACAUUCACUUUCUUUGACCUGGUGCCUGAGGUCUGUGGAGAUUUUGUUGAGGUCUACGAUGGCGACAAGGCCGGCUCCUCUUCAUUCAGCAAAUUCUGUGGAGGAAAGAUUCCUAAGCCAGUGGAGUCCGUCGGCAACACAAUGGUGGUCCGCUUCAAAUCCGACAACAGUUUGGCUGCUAAAGGAUUCAUGGCGACUUUUACCAAGUCCAGCCUUCCACCUGUUGUUACCACCCCGACACCCGUACCCACCGCACCCACCGCACCCAGACCUUCCACCGCACAAACACCUCCCCCCACAUCUCCUGCAGGUGAUGUUCCAGUUAUCCUUCGUGGCCGUAAAGGAGUGAUCCAGUCCUUGGGUUUCCCAAAUCCCUACCCUGCUCAUCUGAACAGCUCCUGGAGGAUAUCUGUGCCCAAAGGAUUCCUGGUGAAACUGCAGAUCACUGAAAUGGCCAUCACAGGAGAGCCUGGACAAUGCAAGGGGGACAGACUGGUCAUCUCAGAUGAUUACAGCACAUUAGGCACACACUGUGGCAACCUGCUGCCCCCGGUGGUGGUCGGUGCCAGUGACACAAUAUCAGUCACCUUCCAGUCCGACGGUCAACUCACAGACCGAGGAUUCUCAGCGAGGUGGGAGGCUGUGUAUGCCGAGGACAUCGCAGAAAUCCAGGGAUGUGGCAUUUCUUCCACAGAGGGAACAGGAGUUAUUAAGUCCCAGAACUGGCCUAUGAACUACAAAGCUAACGCAGAGUGCAUGUGGAACAUUGCUUUACCUUUUGGCAAAAAGAUCACACUCACAUUCACCCACUUUGACCUCGAGGCUAAAGAUCUCCUGACCUCCAAAUGCUUUGAUAAUAUAAUGGUGUACGAGCUCAAUAGUUUGACUAAUGCGCUGCUUCAAACGCACGGUCCAUUUUGUGGGACUAAGCUGCCGGGUACCAUCCAGACAAAAGGCAGCAGGCUGGUGAUUCGUUUCCAUAGUGACCUGUUUACUGAGUCCAAAGGCUUCAGAGCCUACUGGACAACAGACCCCAGUUUACCUGCCCCCACUGAGCCACCUGCUCCGGCCAACCCCUGGGACAACAUCCCCAUAGACUGGCCGAGUACAUGCGGUAAACCAACCAUUCCUCCUGUUGUUGCGUCACGCAUUGUGAAUGGAGAGCCAGCUAAGCCUCACUCCUGGCCCUGGCAAGUGUCCAUGCAGGUCUGGCCGGCCAGUCGUCCAGAGCCCAUGUUUUUCCACACCUGUGGUGGUACUCUGAUUCAUAAGAACUGGGUACUUACUGCAGCUCACUGCUUCAUAAACUACGCUGACGAGCUGCCGCGUUGGCGCAUGUGCCUCGGCAAACACAACCUGACCUACACAGAGCCGACCGAACACUGCUUCAAUGUGUCCGGUAUCUAUCGCCACGAGGGCUUCAAGUACCCCACAGUCCCCACGGUGGAGUUUGACAUUGCACUGGUCAGGUUGGAUGGGGAGGCGAUGGCCAGUAAUGAGAUCUCGUACGCCUGCCUUCCGUCAGAGGAGGAGGUCCUUCCUGAGGGCAAGAAGUGCUACGCCACUGGCUGGGGAGACGAGACUGGUGAUUCGAUGAAUGCUAAAGUUGCAGAGGCCCUUAACCAGGUGGCCUUGCCUGUUGUUCCAUAUGACACCUGCAAAAGGAUGGACUACUGGUGGUUCCAAGUCAAGACCUCCAUGAUCUGUUGUGGUUACACCCUGCCCGAUGAGCUCCAGUCUGUCUGUCAGGGAGAUUCAGGUGGUCCCCUGGUGUGUCAGGAUAACCCUGGGGGUUCUUGGGAAGUUCAUGGCAUAACAAGCUUUGGUCCUAUUGGAUGUGUUAUGAAUAAGAAGCCCUCUGUUUUCACUCGAUCUUCUGCCUACCUCCCCUGGAUCAGAAAUGUCCUCCGCAGAGACAUCUACAAGGAGCACACAUCUGGGUGUGGAGGGCCAAAGGAACUGUCUGGCACAGAAGGCACUUUGUCCUCUACGGAUAACCAUGGCAACUACAUCAACAAAGCCCGAUGCCAGUGGAACAUCCAGGUGCCACUCGGCAAACUAGUCCACAUCCAUUUCCACAAUUUGUCCCUGGAGCCGAGUCAGUUGUGCCUCAACGAUAAAGUCAGCCUCAGAGACAGAAUAGGAAGUCUAGGCACACACUGCAGCGAUGUACCCCCCCAAGACCUGGUGAGUGACGGAAACGCACUUCACAUCAGCUUCUCCUCCAACGACAAGGUGGUGGACACGGGUUUCUCUGCCGCCUGGAAGGCAGUGGACCCCACAGAGGCAGGUCCUUGUGGAGGGAGCUUCAGCAGCGCUCAGGGUGAAAUCACCUCUCCCAACUGGCCGAAUGACUACCGAGCCCAGUCCGUGUGCACGUGGCGGAUCACCAUUCCUUCAGCAACAAGUAUCCAUGUGGCCUUCACCCACUUUGAGCUGCAAGCUGUAAACGUGUUAGGACACUGUGUGGACUACGUGGAGAUCUUCCAUGGUGAAAGAAUGACGUCAAUAGGUCGAUUCUGCGGCUUUGCUUCUCCACCCAGCAUCGCCCCCCUCAGCAGCCCAGUCGUCAUUCGCUUCCUCAGUAACGGCGCCAAUCAACCGAAAGGUUUUCGUGGUUACUGGACCACUGAUGCCGGUGUUAUCCCAACUUUACCUCCACCACCUCAUGACAUCUGGGAUGACACCCCUAUCGACUGGCCAGCAGAUUGUGGAAACCCAGUAGUGAAACCCCAUACAAGAGCCGUGAGGGUGGUCAAUGGGGAGCAGGCCACUCCGCACUCGUGGCCUUGGCAAGUCUCCAUGCAGGCUUCACCAUUGUUUCCGAUACCCUACAUGCACGGUUGUGGAGGUUCUCUGAUUCAUAAAGAUUGGAUCCUAACUGCUGCUCACUGUUUCAUGUUCCCUCUGAACAACCCCACCUUCUGGCGCAUGUGUUUGGGGAAGCACCACAUGAACUCCUCCAUGGACGUUCCCUCGGCAGAGCAGUGCUUUAAGGUGGAUGCCAUCGUCCGCCACGAGGGGUUUGUCUACGAGCAGGAUCGCACCGACAUCACCAACGACAUAGCGCUGGUGCAUUUGGCCGAGCCCGUCGGAAUGACGAGGGAGAUCAGCCCCGUCUGCCUGCCCAAACCCGGGACCGUGAUGCCCGCCGGGACGCCCUGCUUUGUCACCGGCUGGGGAGACGAGAAAGGCAACCUGUUCCCCAGAGUGUCUGAGAAGCUUAACCAGGCGGCCCUUCCUGUCGUUGACUUUGAGACCUGCAGUAAGCCCGCUUACUGGUGGGACACCCUCAGACCCUCCAUGAUCUGUGCUGGUUACGAGUCCCCAGAUGAGCUCAAGUCAGCCUGCCAGGGUGACUCCGGAGGACCAUUUGCCUGCGCUGGAACGAGCAUGAACUGGGAGGUGCACGGCAUCGUCAGCUUUGGACCUCAGGGCUGCAUCAAGGACAAGAAACCCUCGGUGUUCACCCGGGUCUCUGCCUUCAGUGACUGGAUCAACGACAACAUUAAGAAGUUUAUUUAUGAAAGUGGCAAAACGCGUUGAAUAAAAGACAAAGAUGCUAUCUGACUAUAGUCGUGGCGUUUUAUUUAUAUCUCUGCUGGAGUAAUCUGAAUGAUACCGUUAUGUUAUAAGGCAUAUUCUUCAGAAAUUAAAAUACUGUAAUAUCAGAAUUACUUUUGUUAAACUAUAUUAUUACUAAAUUCAUAAUAAUGUUUCAACCUUUGCAUUCAAUUUGUGUGAUGUUUGAUAAGGUUCUAAAAAGUACAAUUACAAAAUUAUUAAUUUUAUUAUUAUUGUAAUUAGCUUUGUUUGUACAAAUUAUGUGACAAAAUGCCAGACUAUGCCUUAAAAAGUUAUAUUAAACAUUGGAGCCAUGCUUUAUUCU